Messenger RNA from Triticum aestivum (bread wheat), 1828 nucleotides. RefSeq names its product BTB/POZ and MATH domain-containing protein 3. Gene Ontology annotation, biological process: protein ubiquitination. Gene Ontology annotation, molecular function: protein binding. Bases 504 to 1349 code for a protein of 281 amino acids. The record is from RefSeq and is a predicted model, not a curated record. NCBI's taxonomy places the organism in Eukaryota, Viridiplantae, Streptophyta, Magnoliopsida, Poales, Poaceae. The transcript is spliced from 3 exons.
CAGGAUUUGGGGAUCGAAACUGUAUUCCCCAAAAGCCAACAGGUCCGACCACGCUCGAUUCGCCUCCGCCGCCGCCGCCGCCGCCGCCGGUGACAGACUGCGAGACGGAUGAUGCCCCUAGGUUCUUGCUGAUGACGACGGCGGUGGCGGCCACCACCAAGGAGGCAGAUUCGCCUGUUGCUGGAACAGCCCCCUAUCUCCCUUGCUGGCUAUUGAUUCAGCUUCAUCUCCGUGGCGUGGGAAUCUGAAUUUGAGGUGAGAGAAAAAUGGAUCAAAGAAGAUCUGCUGUGAAUUUGAUUCCGACUCUGAGGAUUCUACUUUAGUGAAAUUGUUCUGCUAUAACUUGAAUGCACGAGGAAGAUGAGGGGGUAAUCCAUAUGAAUUCCCCCUCUUUACGAUCUAGCAUUCCAUAGAUAGCAUGUGGUUGGAGUGCUAAUCUGCUAAACCAACUCGCUCUCCCACAUACUCCACAUCAGAUUUCAGUUAAAUCCUGCUCAUCUGCCAUGUCAUUUGCCGGCGUGUCUCUCAUCAGCGACGGCAAGGCCAUCGGCCACGCCAUCGACGUCUCCACGGCCAGCGGGUACCAUCUGCUUGUGGUUAAUGGCUACUCGCACAUCAAAGCCACUACACCUAAUGGAAAGGGGAUCUUUUCUCUCCCUUUCAUGGUAGGAGGCCACCGUUGGCGCAUCAAAUACUAUCCUAAUGGUGACUGCUUGAUGCGUGCCAACUCUGUUUCUAUCUAUGUUUUUCUUGAUGAAAAUGUUACGGAGGCUCUGAAGGUAUGGUUUGAAGUCAGUUUUGUCGACGAGCUUGAGAUGCAAGAUCCAACAUAUAUUCGCAGAAGAGAGCCAAUAAACUUUUCAAGCAGUACUCUUGUUUGGGGUCAAAUGGAUUUCAUGGAAACAGACACCCUUGAAAACUGUUUCACCAUUCGUUGUGACCUUGCCAUUGCAACUACCACUGAUCUCUUGAUCAAGGUACCACCUUCUAGUCUACAACAACAUAUCAGCGACCUCCUCUCGUCCAAAGAGGGCACUGACGUGACAUUCAAGGUUGGCAGUGAAGUGUUUGUUGCUCACCGGUGCAUUCUUGUGGCUCAAUCUGCCAUCUUCAAGGCAGAGCUCUUUGGUCCCAUGAAGGAGGGCAAAAUGGCAAGUGUCAUACAGAUUGAAGAUAUGGAACCAAAAGUGUUUAGGUCCUUGCUUAGCUUUAUUUACACCGAUUCACUGCCCAAAAUGGAGAUAGACAUGGUGGAGGAGGAAGGAAAGGCCCAGGAAGCAUUGUGGCUGCAACACCUGCUAGCAGCUGCGGAUAGAUAUGAUCUCCGAAGGCUGAAAGCACUAUGUUAAGAGAAGCUGUGCGAACACAUAGAUUUGAGCUCGGUGACAACUAUUCUUACUCUAGCUGAGCAGCACAAUUGUCAUGGAUUGAAAGAAGUUUGCUUUGAGUUCAUCAAGACACCCGCUAAUUUGAAAGAGAUAACGGCGGCUGAUGGGUUGGAGGACAUAACUAGAACCUGUCCCAAUCUUCUAAAGGAGCUCAUUGCUAAGUUCGCUUCGUAAAAUCUAUAAAAACGGCGCGAACUCAGUUGGCAAAAAGUCAUAGCAAUGGGAGACCUGGACAGUCUAGCUUCAUGAUGAUGCCCUCCAGUUAUCAAAGAUAUCCGCACCAAACUUUCGCUGAAGGAUGUUUAGGGUUUGUUAACAUGUGCUCAAGAAGGUGUAUUUUGGUCUAGAGGGAGAUCAACUGCAGAUAUGUAUGAGGAAUUCCAAGAUGCACCACUACUAUCGACUCAUUUGAUUUUGGUUAGAACAGUUCGGCAACUCAA